This is a messenger RNA of Lodderomyces pseudojiufengensis, 1506 nucleotides long. RefSeq lists its product as uncharacterized. Gene Ontology annotation, cellular component: cytoplasm; mitochondrion. The transcript has a single exon. The coding region runs from base 1 to 1506 and encodes 501 amino acids. NCBI's taxonomy places the organism in Eukaryota, Fungi, Ascomycota, Pichiomycetes, Serinales, Debaryomycetaceae. Gene Ontology annotation, biological process: tRNA wobble uridine modification; tRNA methylation. The record is from RefSeq and is a predicted model, not a curated record. Gene Ontology annotation, molecular function: GTP binding; GTPase activity; protein binding.
AUGCUACGACAGAUAUGGUUAAGAUCAUAUAGCACAAGUACGGUAAUCCCAAAAGCAUCAACUCAACCAACCAUAUAUGCAUUAUCUACAAAUUUUGCUAAAUCAGCCAUUGCUGUCGUGAGAAUAUCUGGUCCACAAUCUUCAUAUAUAUACAACAAAUUAACAAAAACAAAAGCAGAGCCAAAGAAUAGAAUUGCCAGUGUCCGAAAAUUAUACAAUCCCAAUGCUGAAGCAUUUUCAUCAACUCAAAUAUUGGACGAAGCCUUGACUAUUUUUUUCAAAAAACCAAAUACAUAUACUGGUCUAGAUUUAUUAGAAUUGCAUUUACAUGGUGGAAUAGCUAUAAUAAAAUCAGUAAUUGAAUCAAUACGGCAGUUACACGAUCCUGACAGUGGCAUUAUCAUUAGACAAGCGGAAAAUGGUGAAUUUUCAAAACAAGCUUUUUUAAAUGGUAAAUAUGAUUUAACGGCUUUAGAAGGUAUAAGUGAUAUGAUUAAUGCUGAAACUGAACAACAAAGAAUUGCUUCUUUGGCUUCAAUGUCUGGUGAAACCAAAAGUAUCUUCAGUAAAUGGAGACAAGAAAUUUUGGAGAAUGCUGCUAAUUUGACUACUAUUAUUGAUUUUGGUGAGGAUCAAGAUAUUGAUGAAACAUCUACCUUAUUUGAGGAAGUAGGUUCCAAGAUUUUAGAGAUAGAAAUGGACAUACAAAAAUAUUUAAAGAAAGUCAAAUCAUCGGAAAUUUUAUUGAAAGGUAUUCAAUUGACAUUGUUAGGUCCGCCAAAUGCAGGAAAAUCAUCGAUUUUAAAUAUUUUAUCAAACAAAGAAGCAGCAAUUGUAAGUAAUAUUGCAGGAACUACUCGUGAUAUAUUGGAUAUACCUUUAGAGAUUGGAGGUUAUAAAGUUGUUUUAGGAGAUACGGCAGGUAUUCGAUCAUUGAAAGAUGCCGAUCAAAUCGAAAAGGAAGGAAUUAAACGAGCUAAAACUAAAUCCACUACUGCAGAUUUGAUAUUAAUGGUAAUAGACCCUACAGACCGUAUAGACUCGAUCGAUAUUGAAACGCAUAUUAAAGAAUUGGUGUCAUCUCACAAUAAAAACGUUUUGGUAGUUUUAAACAAGCAAGAUCUUUAUGAGGACAAUGAUAAGAAGCUUGUAUCAGAAUACUCAUCCAAGUUUGAUAUUCCAGAAAAUAAAUUUCAUGUUGUGUCUUGUUCUACAGGAUAUGGCAUGGAUCAAUUGAGAGAAAAUUUGAUUCAAGAAUUUAAAACAAUCACCUUAAGCGAAUCUUCAAACCCUAUAAUUUUAUCAUCCAGAGUUCAGGACAUACUUGAGCACGAUGUUUUGUAUGGAUUUAAAGAGUUUCGUUAUUGGCUAGAACAAGACGAUGUUGUAUUGGCUUCGGAAAGUUUAAGACAAUCAAUAGAAGGGAUAGGUAAAAUCACCGGUGAAGCUAUUGGAGUUGAGGAAAUAUUAGGAGUUGUUUUCUCAAAUUUUUGCAUAGGUAAAUAG